This is a messenger RNA of Passer domesticus (house sparrow), 5257 nucleotides long. Its product is annotated as protein let-653-like. The record is from RefSeq and is a predicted model, not a curated record. Bases 1299 to 2306 code for a protein of 335 amino acids. The transcript is spliced from 10 exons. NCBI's taxonomy places the organism in Eukaryota, Metazoa, Chordata, Aves, Passeriformes, Passeridae.
AGAGGGGAUGGCAUUAAACGCUUCCCACAGGAGAGCCCGGCCGAAGCUCGGCUUGGGCCCUCACGGAGCCCUCAGGUGAGGGCAGAGCUGAGUGUGAGCCCUCACGGAGCCCUCAGGUGAGGGCAGAGCUCAGUGUGAGCCCUCACAGAGCCCUCAGGUGAGGGCAGAGCUCAGUGUGGGCCCUCACAGAGCCCUCAGGUGAGGGCAGAGCUCAGCCCGGGCCCUCACGGAGCCCUCAGGUGAGGGCAGAGCUCAGCCCGGGCCCUCACGGAGCCCUCAGGUGAGGGCAGAGCUCAGCCUGAGCCCUCACGGAGCCCUCAGGUGAGGGCAGAGCUCAGUGUGAGCCCUCACAGAGCCCUCAGGUGAGGGCAGAGCUCAGUGUGAGCCCUCACGGAGCCCUCAGGUGAGGGCAGAGCUCAGUGUGAGCCCUCACAGAGCCCUCAGGUGAGGGCAGAGCUCAGUGUGAGCCCUCACGGAGCCCUCGGCAGAGCUCAGCCUCAGAAGAUCCAGCUGGAACAACUCCCUGGACACAACAGGAAUCUUUUCAAAUAUUGUGUGGAGAAGAAAGGAGAUAAUUACCACAAGAAUAAUGGAGAUGAAUGGCUUGGAAAGAAAGAAGGGAUCUUCGUUCUUCCCACCAUCACAACAGACAUUUGGGCAGGGAAAGAGGAGGACAGCCAUGAGACCCAGGAGCAGCAGAGUCACAGAGCACACAGAACACACCAGGAGAGCACUGCACGUCCGGGCAAAGGGACAGCACCGCAGGACAGCCCUGCUGGAGGGGCCCGAGGGAGGAGGAAGGAUCAGACCGAGAUGACACGGAUUCCUGAGCUGCCUUUCUCAGAAUGGCUUCAUCCCAGAGGAUCCAGGGGCUCUCUGGCUGCCACAGAAAUGCCUCAGCAGUGAAGUUCCAGGGCAGAGCACCAGGUAUCAGGAAGGAACACAGAGAAAAUGGGCUGCCAUUCUCCAUUAUUUACCUUGCAGCCUCAGCAGCAGCUGUCUCAAAGAAAACCAAGCUUGUGCUCAGCUGAGGAUCAUCCGCUGCCUGCAUUCCAUUUGUGUCCUGCAGGAUCUCAGCUGUGGGCUCCUGCCACACUUUGUGUCUCUGUACAAUUGUUCAGCCACUCCCCAGAGCAAGCAGAACCUGCUGUGGGAUCAGGUGCCACAACAGACCCACCCUAUCCUGAGAAAUGUGAGAAUCAUCUGAAAACCAUGGAAUUUGCAGAAAUGAAAAUAAAGUGUUUUCCACAUGUCAAGCCUUUGGAAGAUUGCUGAUGUAGCUUUCCAGCAAGGAGGAAAUGGAGACACCAAAGGGCACCUGGAACUGCAGCUGCUCCUUCUGGAAAUGCUUUCCCAGGAAUCUCAGGGCACCACCUGGCCAGGAUCCUGCAGCAGCCAGCUCUGGGAGCACCAGGAAGGUCCCUCUUGUCCCAGGCACUGGAUCCUGGCACCAUUGUAAGUGCCGAAAGUCAUGGACUAUAAAGAGAAAAGCCUGCACCCUUUGCACCCUUUACAGCCUCUGCACCAUGCUUAGAGACAGAGAAGUGCUCCGGGUGGUACAGCGGGGUCUGGAGGAGGAGGAGGAGGGAAGGACAGAGCCGGUGAGCACCACGACUGCACGGCCUGGCAUGGAGAGAAGAGGAACCCAAAACACAGCAACAAGCACCACGACUGCACGGCCUGGCAUGGAGAGAAGAGGAACCCACAGCACAGCAACGAGCACCACGACUGCACGGCCUGGCAUGGAGAGAAGAGGAACCCACAGCACAGCAACGAGCACCACGACUGCACAGCCUGGCAUGGAGAGAAGAGGAACCCACAGCACAGCAACGAGCACCACGACUGCACAGCCUGGCAUGGAGAGAAGAGGAACCCACAGCACAGCAACGAGCACCACGACUGCACAGCCUGGCAUGGAGAGAAGAGGAACCCACAGCACAGCAAUGAGCACCACGACUGCACGGCCUGGCAUGGAGAGAAGAGGAACCCACAGCACAGCAACGAGCACCACGACUGCACGGCCUGGCAUGGAGAGAAGAGGAGCCAAAAGGGCAGUCAGUGCUUCCACACAGACCGCCACCAAGCCAGGGCAGCCCAAGCCAGCAGCAGCUGCCCCCGUUCAGAAGAAGAAAUCCAAGAGCAGAUCCAUCCAAAGAGUGGCUGAUGGGGAGGUGGCCGGACCCUCACACCGAGGAGAGCCAGCACCAGUGGUCAUCACUGUCACUGUGGCCCUGGGUGGGCUGCCAGCUGUGGUCAGUGCCCAGGCGACCGGGAGAGCCCAGGGAACUGUCAGCCUCUGGCAGUGACUGCUGGUGAGUGUGAGGGGUGGGUGCUUUGUAAAGUAGGGACAGAGAUGGACACCUUUGUAAGCUAUGGAGAGGGAUGGACACCUUUGUAAAGAUCUCCAGGUGCACCAGGGAAAGGGAGCACAGUGGACCAAGGAGAUCAUUUUUCCCUGAGAGCCCCAAGGAUGUACAGUGCACAUUGCAGAUGUGGAUGAGAUUUGCACGCCUUGGACCAGAGAGAUCCUCCCGUGACCUGGAGAUGUGCCGUGGAGGGAAGGAGAGGACAAGGUGGGAGCCCUGGUCAGCAAGCUGGGAACUUACAAGGACUCUGUCACUGCCCUGUUGUGCACCAUGUCUCAUCCAUGGAAACAAAGCUGGCUGAGAGCAUCUGGAGCUUGGGAGAGAGCCUGAGAAAGGAGCUUCAGGAAGGGACUUCCCACACUCACCAGAACCAGCCAGUCUCUGCAUGAGGAGCAGAUGCCCCCCAGCCAGGCAGAGAGGAUACACUCCACCAGGUAACCUCUGCUUUUUCUUUCAGGAGCACGGAAAAGCCCCCUCCUCCUUAGCAGCCUGGGUGCCUGAACUUUGAAGAGGAAUUUCAGCAGAGCUCAUCUCGAGUCAGCAGUGCUCUGGCCUCCCGUGGACAGAGCUCUGGACCCUACAGGAAUGGGAACACCACUGGUUCUCCUGGAGACCAGUUCUCCUUGCUCUCAGGAACACAUUCACAGGGGACACCAGCGUGUGCCUGACCAGGAUUAGAGGGGCCCUGUCUCCAGGCACGUGGAGGAAAAGGAGAACUGGAUCUGCUGGACUGUGUGGAUGCCAUGGCCUGUCUGCCCACAAAGGUACAGCUUUGGUGGGCACUGGCACUCAGGGCAGCCUGGUGCCACCAAGGCAUGUGGGAGUGGAACCCAUUUGUGUUUCUGGGGUGGCAGGAGGGUCCCACAGCUGCCGUGCAUUUGUCUGGGAACGAGGGGCACAAACACCCCACGGUGGCUGGCCCUGAGGCCCUGCACCCUCAGCAGGCCCAUCCCAGAAACGGGGAUCCCAGAGACCCAAAAGGACCUCGCUGGCCUUUGGGAUUGCUGCUGCAGAGACAGAAGCCUGAGCACCCUGCCUGGUCUUGAUACGAGCCCCUGCUGCUGUGGGACUGCUGAGAGGUGGAGAACAACAGGAACCAAUGAGCACAGCAACACUGCGCCAUCAACAGAUCAUCAUCAUCUUCAUCAUCAUCUUCAUCAUCAUCUUCAUCAUCAUCUUCAUCAUCAUCUUCAUCAUCAUCUUCAUCAUCAUCUUCAUCAUCAUCUUCAUCAUCAUCAUCAUCAUCAUCAUCUUCGUCAUCACAUAAAUUUGAUGCAGAGCAUCUCAGCAAAGGCAAGUGCCUUUUCGCCCCUUAGUUAAAACAAAAUAAAACCCUGAACAAGGCACUUGAGGUCACAGUUGAAGUUAUUCCAGGUCACAGGGGUCAUUUGAGGUCACAGUCGGGGUUACUCCAGGUCGUAGGGGUCGUUUGAGGUCAUGAUCGAGGUUACUCCAGGUCGUAGGGGUCGUUUGAGGUCACAGAGGUUACUUGAGGUUGUUUGAGAAUUUUUUGGUUUCUCCAGGGGUUACUUUAGGUCAUUUCAGACCCUGCUUGGGGUCAUUUGAGGUCACAAUCGGGGUUACUCCAGGUCGUGGGGGUCGUUUGAGGUCACAGUCGGGGUUACUCCAGGUCGUAGGGGUCAUUUCAGGUCACAGAGGUUACUUGAGGUCAUACCAAAAUUUUUUGGUUUCUCCAGGGGUUACUUCAGGUCAUUUCAGACCCUGCUUGGGGUCAUUUGAGGUCACAAUCAGGGUUACUCCAGGUCGUGGGGGUCGUUUGAGGUCACAGUCGGGGUUACUCCAGGUCGUAGGGGUCAUUUCAGGUCACAGAGGUUACUUGAGGUCAUACCAAAAUUUUUUGGUUUCUCCAGGGGUUACUUCAGGUCAUUUCAGACCCUGCUUGGGGUCAUUUGAGGUCACAGUCGGGGUUACUCCAGGUCGUGGGGGUCGUUUGAGGUCACAGUCGGGGUUACUCCAGGUCGUAGGGGUCAUUUCAGGUCACAGAGGUUACUUGAGGUCAUACCAAAAUUUUUUGGUUUCUCCAGGGGUUACUUCAGGUCAUUUCAGACCCUGCUCGGGGUCAUUUGAGGUCACAGUCGGGGUUACUCCAGGUCGUAGGGGUCGUUUGAGGUCACAAUCGGGGUUACUCCAGGUCGUAGGGGUCAUUUGAGGUCACAGUCGGGGUUACUCCAGGUCACAGGGGUCGUUUGAGGUCACGAUCAAGGUUACUCCAGGUCAUAGGGGUCAUUUCAGGUCACAGAGGUUACUUCAGGUCAUUUGAGAAUUUUUUGGUUUCUCCAGGGGUUACUUUAGGUCAUUUCAGACCCUGCUCGGGGUCAUUUGAGGUCACAGUCGGGGUUACUCCAGGUCGUGGGGGUCGUUUGAGGUCACAAUCGAGGUUAUUCCAGGUCGUAGGGGUUACUUUAGGUCACAGGGGUUACUUGAGGUCAUUUGAGUAUUUUGACAUUUAUUCUCUAAUUUAGUUUAUUCCCUUGUCCAUCUGUCCCUGAGUUGGUUUGGGAUUCCUCGGGCAGGCAGCUCAGUGCACAGAGACUCUGCCUGUGGUGUGCAGAACAGCCAGCAGGACAGCAGGACACAGCCAGGACAGCAGGACAGCAGUGGCCAUGCCACACUGGGCUCAGGGGCUCCAGAGCCCCGCGGGGUUGGGUUUCUCAGCUGGGAUGAAGGAUGAGGGCUGCACCCUCCCGGGGCCUCAGCCAGUGGGGAGGAAGAGCCGGGAAUUCGGGACGAAAGGAGGCGGCGCCCUCCCAAACCGAGAGAGGGAAAACCCCGCGGGCCGUGCCCCGGGGCACUCUGCCUUUAUUCAAACAAAGCCGCAGCACUCCCUGUCCCAACCCAGGAGGUUCCUCUCCUUGCCCCGCAGGACUCGA